ACACACCGUAUUCCAAUCUCAAAACAAUAUACAAGGUAAGACGGGGCAAAGAUAGCGAGAGGGAGCUGUUUAGGGUUUUGCAAAAGAGGAGUCGCUUUAGAUGGCUCUCCCUAAGGUUUUCUUCGACGUCACUGCUGACAACGAGCCCCUUGGCCGUAUCGUCAUGGAGCUCCGCUCCGACGUUGUCCCCAAGACUGCUGAGAACUUCCGUGCUCUCUGCACUGGCGAGAAGGGUUUCGGUUACGCCGGAUCCAGCUUCCACCGUGUCAUUCCCCAGUUCAUGUUGCAGGGUGGUGACUUCACCAACCACAACGGUACAGGUGGCAAGUCCAUCUACGGAAACAAGUUCGAGGACGAGAACUUCCAACUGAAGCACACCGGACCCGGUAUCCUCUCCAUGGCCAACGCCGGCCCCGGAACCAACGGCUCCCAGUUCUUCAUCUGCACUGUCCAGACCACCUGGUUGGACGGCAAGCACGUCGUUUUCGGCAAGGUCACCGAGGGUCUGGACGUUGUCCAGAAGAUCGAGUCUUUCGGCUCCCAGUCUGGAAAGACCAAGAAGAAGGUCGUCAUCGCCAAGUCCGGCCAAUUGUAAAUUUGAUCCCUUGAUAGAUCUGUAGUGCCUAUAGUAACCCGAAACUAAGUGUGCUAUUGUAUUUGAAUACAUGUGAUCAGCCAGA
This is a messenger RNA of Fimicolochytrium jonesii, 680 nucleotides long. RefSeq names its product cyclophilin-like domain-containing protein. The record is from RefSeq and is a predicted model, not a curated record. Gene Ontology annotation, molecular function: peptidyl-prolyl cis-trans isomerase activity. The coding region runs from base 101 to 595 and encodes 164 amino acids. The transcript has 4 exons. Gene Ontology annotation, biological process: protein peptidyl-prolyl isomerization; protein folding. NCBI's taxonomy places the organism in Eukaryota, Fungi, Chytridiomycota, Chytridiomycetes, Spizellomycetales, Powellomycetaceae. Gene Ontology annotation, cellular component: intracellular membrane-bounded organelle.